AGUAUGUUGCCCCAUGGAGAGAAUUUAUUGUAAUGAUGCAUUUAACUGUUAUACAGGUAUUCUAUUUUCUUUUUUCUUUCUACCAUGGAAUUGGUGCUACUCACUUUAGAGGAGGAACAAUUAGUUGGAAACCUAUUGGCAAUGGAACCGAGGUUGAGUUUUCAUUCAAACUUGGAUGGGCAUAUAACAGAGGUCCGGGAUGUACUGCUGAUAGAAUUGGCCAGUUUAUCGACGAGGUCAUUCCUUAUUAUUGGAAAUGUACCACUGGAUGUUCUACACCCCGAAAUAUCGCCAACACCAGUUAUAUAUGUACAGGAGCUAGUGAGUCUGAGAAUUGGGAGCAAGGAGAGAACACAUUCACAUAUACUUUUCCAGGAACUGGCCCAUACACAGUUGAAUUUACGGGAAGUGACUGGAUGAAUCUGAGCUAUGGUUCGCCAGGGAAAUGGUCUAUUGGCACUGUUGUUAAUCUUGCAACAAGAAAUGACACAAACAAACCUAAUUUAAGCCCAAUCACGACUGGCAAGCCUAUAUAUGUUGCUCAGUAUGGAUGUGACAAUGAAAUCAGUAUUCCUGUUGUGGAUCCUGACGGUGAUGAUGUUAGAUGCCGAUGGGCCAAUGGUACCGAGUGUAUGUCAAUUUGUAAGGGAUUACCUUAUGCCACUAUUGAUUAUGACAAUUGUACGAUAAGUUUCAUGGCAAACCACACCUCAAACGGAACUUUUGCAGUUGCAAUAACAGUUGAGGAUUAUCCAAAGUCUGAUAUUUCUAUUGAUGGAAGUAUUCAUUUAACAACUAGUCCUUUAUCAACAAUAACAUUACAAUUUAUUGUGGAGACACCAGUUCUACCUGCUGUCAACUGUACGGAUAAACCACGGUUCGUAAGACCCACUCUAGCAGAAGGAACCAUACUUCACACGGAUAUUUUUAAAAGUGUAAACAUCUCCUUUUUUGCGUCUGGAAACAGUGGAAUAUCAAAUAUUGACUUGACUGUCCCAGCAGGAAUGGAGUACACAUCUCUUAGGUCUAAUGUAUACACUAGUUACUCAUAUGUCCAUUCAUUGUGGAUACCAGGACAAAACCAAGUAGGAUUCCAUCUUGUCUGUGCUAUUGCAAAAGAUCCUUUAGGAAAAACAAGCAAGCCAAGAUGCAUUACUGUAGUUGUCAAUGAUGUUAGUCCAUGUAAUAUCAGUCCUUGUGAGCAUGGAGGGACAUGUUUAAGGCAAGAUAUAACGCAUAAUUACGUAUGUACCUGUCUACCUGGGUACACUGGAAAUUAUUGUGAUACAGAUAUAGACGAGUGUGCUGCUCAUUCCUGCUCACUAUUGUUUGAAUGUGAAGAUCAUAUAAAUGGAUUUUCCUGCAAACUGGUGGUAUGGAAGCUGAUAGUUAUCGUGUUAGCCGUGUUGAUAAUACUUGGGGGUUUUACCGUUUUACUCUGUCUCCUAAAGAGGAAACGCCAGAAGAUCACUGCUGGUGAUCAUCCAGAAGAACAGUAA
Messenger RNA from Magallana angulata, 1499 nucleotides. RefSeq names its product integrin beta-like protein A. The record is from RefSeq and is a predicted model, not a curated record. Gene Ontology annotation, molecular function: calcium ion binding. The coding region runs from base 33 to 1499 and encodes 488 amino acids. The transcript has 11 exons. Lineage: Eukaryota; Metazoa; Mollusca; Bivalvia; Ostreida; Ostreidae. Gene Ontology annotation, biological process: heterophilic cell-cell adhesion; establishment or maintenance of epithelial cell apical/basal polarity. Gene Ontology annotation, cellular component: plasma membrane; protein-containing complex.